This is a messenger RNA of Aspergillus homomorphus CBS 101889, 1393 nucleotides long. Its product is annotated as protoglobin family protein. The record is from RefSeq and is a predicted model, not a curated record. The transcript has 3 exons. NCBI's taxonomy places the organism in Eukaryota, Fungi, Ascomycota, Eurotiomycetes, Eurotiales, Aspergillaceae. Gene Ontology annotation, molecular function: heme binding; oxygen binding. Bases 194 to 1087 code for a protein of 297 amino acids.
AAAAAAGAAAUGAUGAAAGAAGAAAAAGAAAGAAAAUGCAGAUGAAAUCUCGAUUCCCAGUGGCCCCGUCCAUUGUAAAUAGCAGAUUGAUCGCCCCUCGGUUCGGUAGUCACUUGCUGUGUUUGAGCCCAUCCUUUCUUUUCUUUUCCUCAAAUUACUUGUGUAUUAGCUGCCACUAUCGAUUCGCCCAUCCAUGACCAUGGUUUUCCAGGGCAAUCCACCGAAUGUCCCCCGGAAUGUUGACCGGAAAGCCCUCUAUACCGAUCUCGAGGCACGCGUCCACUACUUGCAGCAAUUUCUGGAGUUCAAUACCGAUGAUGUCGCUGCCCUAAACAAGGGGUCCAAAUAUAUCAAGGCGCUGGCGCCUACCUUGGUCGAUCGAGUCUAUGCCAAGCUUCUGGAGUUUGAUAUCACCGCUCGGGUCUUUCGCACACGCAGCACCUCCUCGGAGGAGGAGGUGACCAGCUAUCCCACCUUUGACAGUGGCUAUAUCCAGCGCCGCCGAAUGUUUCUGCGGUGGUACAUGACCAAGCUCUGCUCCGACCCUACCAAGCCGGAAUUCUAUCAGUACCUUAACCAAGUCGGGCGAAUGCACACCGGCAAAGACCGCAUGCUUGCGUUCAAUGUGGAAUACAUUCACAUCGGCGCUUGCCUCGGCUUCAUCCAGGACAUCAUCAUCGAGGCCGUUUUCAGCCACCCACAUCUUACGCUCGCCUUUAAGAUGGCGCUUGUCAAGGCCUUGAGCAAGGUGAUCUGGAUUCAGAACGAUCUUUUCGCCCGCUGGCGGGUCCGUGAUGGCGAGGAGUUCAGUGACGAGACCGAGUCUGUCCAUCACGAGCCUUCUGGGAAAGAGCAGCAUGACGAUUCAGCCUCGCACAUCACUCGCUCGACCACACAGCAGUCGGAAUCCACCAGUAUCUUCUCCGAUACACGGUCGGUGGACACGGCGACCACGCAUGCCACGGCCACGAUGCACGCUCCGAGCUCGUCUCAUUCCUCCCACUCGGCCUGUCCGUUCUCGGGGGGCUUCAAGCAAUCGUUUGAAACCAAGGUCUGGUCAGGGCCCAAUGGGAAAAUGGGUCACUAAUCUACUCCAACCGUGAAGUUGACGAGUUUCAUUUGGAUAUAGGUAAAUAAGGUGUAAGAACAUAUGGGAACCUUUUGGGGUACGAUGGGGAUGACAACGGAUUUCUGGGAAAAGAUUCUGGAGGGUGUUCACUGUAUAGGUUUUCUGGUGUUUGGCCUGCGUGCUCUUUUUCUGCUGUUUUCUUGCUUAAGUUAGCUUGCUUCUGCUAUCCUUUGAUUCCCCUGGCCUGGUAACGAUCGGACUGCUUUUCUUUCUUUCAAAACUCCAUGUUGUAGACAUAUUAUUUAGUCAUAUAAGCAGACCCCG